Molecule: messenger RNA, 595 nt
Organism: Melitaea cinxia (Glanville fritillary)
Lineage: Eukaryota; Metazoa; Arthropoda; Insecta; Lepidoptera; Nymphalidae
Gene: Mif
Product: macrophage migration inhibitory factor-like
Exons: 3
Coding region: 168-527 (119 amino acids)
Molecular function (GO): phenylpyruvate tautomerase activity; cytokine activity
Source: RefSeq, a predicted model, not a curated record
UCUUAUAUACUCUUUGCUAUAAGUCAGCUAUCCAAAGAGUAAAACAGAGUAAAAUAACUUGUUAUAUACAGCUAUCAGAGUUUGGUCAAUUAUCAAAUUAUCAAUCGAGUUAUAUUUUGAGAAUCACGUUAGUUAAGCUCGUAAUUUGAUUCCGGAAAAAUAAAAAAAUGCCACAUUUUAGAAUUGAAACGAAUGUACCAAAGUCAAAAGUUCCUGAAGAUUUUGUUACUAAAGCCGUGCCGAUACUCGCAAAAUCGCUUGGAAAACCUGAACAGUACUGUGUUGUAUCUGUAAUUCCUGAUGUACUGAUGAGUUUUGGAGGUACAACAGCACCUUGCGCCAUUGCUAAUUUGAUGUCUAUUGGAGCACUUGGUGUUGAACAAAACAAGAAGCAUGCUAAAGUACUUUUUGAACUGAUAGAAAAGGAAUUGGGUGUACCUCAAGACAGAAUGUACAUAUCAUUUCAAGAUGAACCUACUGGAAAUGUUGGCUUCAAGGGAACGACUUUCCAUGCGAUAUUCGGCUAAACUUUUAUUUGUUAUUCAUCCCUGUAAACGAAAUCUAAUUAUAUAGAUUUGAUUAUUUUGUAAUUUUA